Ornithorhynchus anatinus (platypus) is the source of this 843-nucleotide messenger RNA. RefSeq names its product INO80 complex subunit C (gene INO80C). The transcript has 5 exons. NCBI's taxonomy places the organism in Eukaryota, Metazoa, Chordata, Mammalia, Monotremata, Ornithorhynchidae. Gene Ontology annotation, biological process: chromatin remodeling. Gene Ontology annotation, cellular component: Ino80 complex. The record is from RefSeq and is a predicted model, not a curated record. Bases 55 to 612 code for a protein of 185 amino acids.
UUUUUUUCUUUUUCGCGGAAUCGUCCGCCCGGCAGCGCGGGGCUGCGGGUCGCGAUGGCCGCCUCCCUCCCCCUCGGUGCCACCGUCUGCACCCCCGGGGCGGCCCGCAACAGCAAAAAGCGUCCGGCCAGCCCCGCCGGCAACGGCAGCAGCAAGAAGAGGAAAGUGGCGGCUUCCUCCUACGGCCAGGGCAUCAGUAUCGAGUCCGUGAGCGAGACCAAGACGGUCUCAAUGGAUUCUGGCGCCGGCCCGGUCGAUGCGACGGCUAAACCUCUGCCAUUUAAGGAUCCGAACUUUGUGCAUUCUGGCAUUGGGGGAGUAACAGCUGGCAAGAAGAACAGAACCUGGAAGAAUCUGAAACACAUUCUCGCUUCCGAAAGGGCAUUACCAUGGCAACUGGACGAUCCUAGCUACUUCAGCAUUGAUGCCCCACUGUCUUUCAAACCUGCAAAGAAAUAUUCGGAUAUUUCAGGACUUAUUGCCAACUACACGGAUCCCCAGAGCAAGCUGCGGUUCAGUACGAUCGAGGAAUUCUCCUACAUCCGGAUGCUCCCCUCAGACGUAGUCACGGGCUACCUGGCUCUGAGAAAGGCCACCAGUGUGGUACCCUGAGCGUUGAUGUCGAGGAGACCUGGCCGGCCUCAGGACUGUUCCCCGGGGAUCCCAAACUAUCACAAGUGCCCUGUACCCCGGGAGAAACGUUUGGGUGUAAAUGGGAUUUUUCUUUUUUUAAACGAAACUUGCCACUUUUUCAGAAUUUUGUUUUAAGGUGUUUGUUAAACUCGUACGGUGUUUUGGGUGUAAAUGGGAUCUUCUUCGAAUAAAACUUGCCGCUUUUUCGGA